CGGCGCUGUACGCCAUGCUGCAGCCUGCAAGUUUGGAAUUCAACUUCUUUCAAAUCUAGAUUCUAGCAAUAAGUUUCUAGAUUUCUUGAGUUUUGACUUGAACAAUAAAACUGUUGUUUUAUAUUUUUUGUACAAAUUUUUAUAGAAACAUGUGUAUUUCACGAAAUUAUCAUCCCUAAAAGCUGGAUAGUCUUGUGAAACUGUAUCCUUAGCGCACAGCGAUGGAAUGACACAUCGUCAACAACAAAUGAUGGACUCGACAAAUACAAAUCAUGGGUUCGAAGUGGUCUGUCCUGGAUCAGUGGAGUCCUCGACAUCUUCCACGUCGUUCGACUUUGAUUAUCUGGCAUCCGUACAUAGCGCUGCUCCUGGCACCGAUACUGCAGGAAAUGUGGACCCGAAUGCAGAUGCAAAUCGUAGCGUUGAAAAUUGUAGUGUUGGAACCGUUAUGGUCACUACGCCAGCUGAAAAGAUCGGAAGGUCACAUCGGGAUUUAGAUGGUUUGACUGAUGCCCUCACGCGAUUCUACACCCCGCUUGGGCCUCGACGAAAGCGCGGCCGCGGAGAGUAUUUGGAUUUAUCGUUGGGACGUACGUGUUCUGGGCCUUCUGCGAAAUUUCCAGAUUUAAUGCCCAAACAUGCGGCCUUAGCAUCGACGGAUGGCCGCAGCAAGACGCCUGUAACGACCUUACCUGAUCCGGAAUUUCGAACUCCUCGUAACUUGGCUAUCAGCAGCGAAAAAGAUAUCGAAUCGAAAUUUGAUGAUCACGAUGGGUUAUUUGACUCGUCUUACAAACUACGGUCCAAUGAUCGAAAGCGGAAAUUUGUCGUGCCGGAUAGUAUCCCAAAAGACUUGGAGGAUAUCUUCGUUUCUGCUCGAAUCGAAGCAGCUUCGAGCUUACAAAUUGUGGAUGAAUCGUUCACGGGACAUCUGCCUCCUUGCGUACGAUUAGGUAGACAUGUUAUCCGAACCCUUUGUAAAUCGUUCUAUCCGGAGGAAUUCGCAAAGUGCGAAUGUCUAUAUAUUUGUGAAUUUUGUUUGACAUACAUGAAGACCCUGGAUUUGCUGAAAACGCACUAUGAACGCUGUGCUUGGCACUGUCCACCCGGAAAGGAAAUUUAUAAGGAUGCCGUGGAAAUCUCGCUGAAUCAUUGCCAGUCAACAUCAGUGCAUGAUUUAAUUGUUUAUGAGAUCGAUGGAGCGAAAUAUACCUAUUACUGCCAGAAUCUUUGCCGUUUGAGCACGUUGUAUUUGGACACCAAAGUGGUGGUAUAUGAUGUCGAAGGAUUUAUCUUUUAUGUCUUAUGCUAUCGCGAUGAACUAGGUGACCAUAUUGUGGGCUACUUUUCAAAGGACAAAUCGUUUGGGAAAAAAUGCAAUAAUCUCAGCUGCUUCUUGAUUUUGCCACCCUAUCAGAAGAAUGGAUUUGGUCGUUUCUUGGUUGGCUUCAGCUAUUUGCUGUCCAGAGUCCACAACAUGCCUGGCACUCCGGAACGACCGUUGUCGACUUCUGGCGAAAAGACGUACCGUGCGUACUGGCGGUCAGUACUCGUGGAAUAUUUGUGCGAGGUCCAAAGAAACAGCGACAUUGUUUCCCUUAAAAUGAUUUCCGAAGAGACAGGAAUGUGGGCACAGGAUAUUGCCGGCAUGCUGCAGGAACUGAAGUGCCUUCGCUACAAUGGGCGAUCGAGAAAAUGGGAACUGCGUUUGCACCCGGAAACUUACAUUGCUUUUGAAGAAGAAUCGGCAUCGCGAUCUUAUCAGUAUUUGCCAGUACGCUCAGAAAAACUGCAAACUACGCCAUUUCGUCAGUUUUUGAAUAUUCCACCGGAAAAUUUGUAAAGUUUUGGUUAGUUUUGAGUUUUUCAGUAGGCAGUGUACAGCAGUAUGUUGUGCAAUUUACUAUAUAUAUAUAUAACUGUUUUUAAAUUUGAUCUUACCAGUGUAAAACACUAACAGAAGAAUCUUCAGAGCCUUUCUAUUGCUGUACUCUGUAUUUGAUGAAGUGUACAGUUGUGGUCACGAUCUGUUGUUUAGCUGACUGUUCCAAAACACUAUCCGAUAUAAAAUUUUACGCAAGA
This is a messenger RNA of Paramacrobiotus metropolitanus, 2082 nucleotides long. RefSeq names its product histone acetyltransferase KAT7-like. Gene Ontology annotation, cellular component: MOZ/MORF histone acetyltransferase complex. NCBI's taxonomy places the organism in Eukaryota, Metazoa, Tardigrada, Eutardigrada, Parachela, Macrobiotidae. Gene Ontology annotation, molecular function: histone acetyltransferase activity. The transcript is spliced from 10 exons. The record is from RefSeq and is a predicted model, not a curated record. The coding region runs from base 227 to 1843 and encodes 538 amino acids. Gene Ontology annotation, biological process: regulation of DNA-templated transcription.